Messenger RNA from Nerophis lumbriciformis (worm pipefish), 4014 nucleotides. Its product is annotated as protein kintoun. Gene Ontology annotation, cellular component: cytoplasm. The record is from RefSeq and is a predicted model, not a curated record. Gene Ontology annotation, biological process: axonemal dynein complex assembly; cilium-dependent cell motility; epithelial cilium movement involved in extracellular fluid movement. Lineage: Eukaryota; Metazoa; Chordata; Actinopteri; Syngnathiformes; Syngnathidae.
UAUGGUUACUUUAGCAAACUGCUCGAGCGAAUCCGAAAGGCGUUUUAGCGAAACGCGGUCCGUAUUUUGUUGAAUUCCUCGGACAAUGUAAACCAAACAACCGAAGACAUUCGGACUACAUUCAAGUCGGGACCAAUUCGGCGGUGAUCUGAGUGUCUUCCAGGCAUAAUCCCCUCGAAAAGCUCCUCUUAGGUUCCCCUGUGGUAGAAAUAUUUCAAUAUGGAGUUGGGAGAGAAGCUAAAGGAGCUCAACAUGUCAGUGGAUGAAAUUCAGAGACUGACAAAGGCUUUUAAAGAUGAGAAUUUCAGAAAAAUGCUGCAUGAGUACGCCGAGGAGAUAUCAGAUCCAGAGAAUAGGAGAAUUUAUGAAGAGGAGAUCGCCAUCCUGGAGCAGGAACGGGGAAACAACAUUGAGUUCAUCCACCCACAGCCAUUCAGGGCCCUGAAGACCAGUCUGAACCGCAAGCAGAAGUGUUACAUCAACAUCUGUGGCAAUGAAAAAGUAGGGAAGCCUGAAUGUAAGUGUGGGGUCUCCGAGGACGGUCGCAGGGGACAAUGCUGGUCACUUCCUCACAAUCUGUCCCAAGGGAGGCAAGACACAGAUCCAAAGGGAAACAAAAUCACCAUCUAUGAUGUUGUUUUUCAUCCAGACACCCUUCACAUAGCGAACAAAAACUCAAAAUUUAUGGAAAUGGUUAGCAGUACAGCCGUUAAGGCGAUUCAGGAUGCCUUCAAGGUCACUUUGGAUGAAAACAACAUGAAGGAGAUGAAGACAAAGUAUAAAGGGAUGCCUCAUCCUUGUGUCAUUCGUAAACGCAUCCCUGGAUUCAAACCGACAGACCCUCAAGAUGACCCUCUCGCCUUCCCAUACCCAGAUGAAAAACCACCAAAAGAAAUCACCCCUGAUCCCAAACCUAGGAGCUACGUAAUCCAACCUGAGAAAAUCAAAAAGCACUCUGAGCCAAGCUAUACUGUGAAAUACAGAUCCUUCAUUGACCUGCAGGACUUUAGAUACUCCAGAGACUCGGCAAAGAGCCCCAGGCCCAAAGAGAUUAUCGUCACUAUAGAUGUCCCACUCCUGAAGUCGGUAGCGGACGUUAACCUGGAGGUGAAGGAGAAAAGUCUGCUUCUGGAAUCUGAGAGUCCUGCCUACAGACUGGAGCUACCUUUGUCCUACCCUGUGGACGAGGAGGAAGGAGAGGCCAAGUUUAGCAAACAGAAAGGACAACUUACUGUGACUCUGCCUGUCCUUCCUUCUAAUGAGGCGACAGAGUUCUUUGCGCAGCAUGCCGGUGAUCGUGACAGGACAGAAGGAGACAUGGAGGAGGGGAAUAAACAGAUGGAAGGCAGGGGAAAUCAAGAUGGGGAAGAGAAGCUGAAAAAAGAAAAUGAGGAACCUGUGAAAGAAGAGGAGGAGGAGAAGUUGAAAGAAGACGCCAUUGGUAAAGAGGUGGAGUUGACAGAAAAAAUAACAGUUCAAGAACAGCAAAAAAAUGAAGAAAAGAUGUAUGAAAAAGGAAGCCAUGAAGUGAAGGAGAACAUGCAGGAAACCCAACAACUGAUCAGUCACCAAGACGUACACAAAGAUCCUGUUAGGAACGAGGAUCCGCCACAGAAAAUAGACUCUGAGGAAGAAAACCCAGCAAGUGUCGAUCUGCUACAGACUUCACCUGAGAGGCAAAGCCCUGUAGUCACCUUCGAAACAUGUAGUGAUGUAGAAGAUGCAGCCGUGGACUCGUGUUCAGAGUCACCCGCCCCAAUUUAUGACAAAGGAAGCGAUAAGGUGGAGAACGCGCAGGAACCCCAAGAACUGAUCAGUCACGAAAACGGAAGCAAAGAUUCUGUUAAAAACGAGGAUGUUCCACAGAAAAUGGACACCAAGGAAGAAAACCCAGCAAGUGUUGAUCUGUUACAGACGUCACCUGAGAAGCAAAGCCCUGUAGUCACCUUUGAAGCAUCAGGCGAUGUAGAAGAUGCAGCAGUGGACUCGUGUUCAGGGUCGCCCGCUCAAGUGAUGGACGCGUACAUGCAAGAAACUGCGAAAGAGAAGAUGGAAAUAGACUCCUGUCAGGAAUCUGUGUUGGAAAACCACAUUGACGAGUCAAACCAGACGCCUGCACAAGAGGAAGCUCCUUCUGUAGGAGGUUCAGCAAGUCACACAGCAGAAGAGAGCACACUUCUCUCAGCAGAGGAUGUGGACAAGACGGAGGAAAAACCAAAGCCUGACAAAAAGCAACCUCUUGUGUUGUUGAGAGAAAUCGACAAAGAUGGAAAGGUGACAGUCGUCAGCGAUCACUCUACAUCCGCUGGAUUCCUCUUCCAUAACUCCCUGAUGUAUGAACUCGACUAAAAAGAGUUGAAAGUGCCUUCUGAUGAGAUCAACAGAGCAGUUUAUUUGGUUUUUCAAUGUAAACCCUCUAGAACCACGCACUCCAUCCAAUGUUUGUUUACAGUGUUUCUAAUAUUUUGUACCUCUCAUACUAAUUAGAAACGUAAUUCUACGUUAGGCCAUUGCAAGUUAUAACCAAAUACAGUAUAUUAUGUUUUUUUGUGCAAGUGUGCCUAAUAUUGGGGACACAUUGCAUGCAUUCAAAUCAUUUACAAUGAAGUCUUGUAAUAUCUUCCUAAAAAAAGUAUACUUUUAUUUAAAUCUUCAACAUGUAUACAAAAUGGCAGGUUAUUAGCGCAAUAAAAGCAGCAGCUACCGAGGUGAUGACAUCGCCUACUUGCAUUUUUCCUAAAGUAGGUCAGUAGGGGACUGCAGGAGAAAUAUUUUAGAAACAGGUGAAUACUUGUUUCUUUGCCAUGUAUUGUGUUAUUUUAGGUUGUAAAACAGGCAACUCCUAAAAAAAAACAAAUGUCCAUAGUGCGGAGUCCUUUUUUCCCCAGCUCAUUAAGAGCAUCACCUUAGUACCUGCACCAGUUUCAAUGUCCCUCAUCUGAUUCCCCUCUGGAGGGUUUUGUCCAAAAACUGUGAGUAGCAGGAAAGAGAGCAGUAGUGCUGUGUCACUGGGGCAUCUGUGCCGCCCAUGUCGUCCACCAGAACCACGGUGUGAGACACUUGGUGCAGGUUCAUGCUCACAGCUGUCUUAAUGUAGAAGCUGACGCAGAAGCGUCCGCAGUCGCAGGUCUUUGCAACGUCCAGGUCUCGGCAUAGGUGUGCAGGAAUGAGGUGAGGUCCGUAUGGAAUUCUGGUGGAAGAAUAUCAUUGGUUAAAAUGAGACGUGGAAAAUGAUUUAACAUAUUUCAACAGUUCUUAGGUAUCUUAACAGCAUCAGCCUCUAAACUGUCCUGUUCAGAGCAGACAGUUUUCUGCUAAUUAGCUAGAUUGUGUUGUGACUAUGUGCUCAAAAAAGACAUUUCAAAAGUACCCUUAAAACAGAGGUGUCCAAACCUUUUAUACCCAGGGCCACAUACUGAAAAAUCUGUCAUGAUCUCACAUACAGUUUGGACUUUCCUGUGGUCUAUAUCAUUUCCUGUCCUGGUGCUCUUAUAUUGGUUCUACUUCUUGCUGAAAUCCUUGUUUUGCUGCACCUUCCCUUUGUUUAGUUUCCUGCCAGCGCACCUGUUUUCCAUUUCUAAUCAAGUCUAUUUAGGUUCACCUGUUGCUCCUUGCCAGCCCAGGAUUUUUGCCUUUAGUCAAUGUGCGUGAGUUACUCUACUGCCGCUACAUGCUCUUUUUCUGCAGUUUUUUGCUCUCUACCUAAAGAAUUAACUUCUUUGAUCUUCACGCAUGCCUUCUGUCUCUGCAUCCUAGUGUCACUAACAUGCACCACCGUGACAAAAUCAAAGGAUGUGCGGCCAUUUUGUUGAUCAUUUUCAUCUAAACUUUGUCAUAAAUGACAAAUCACAUCUUUAAAGUUCAGUGUAACAUGUUUUUCUUGUUUAAUUGUAUUAAAAAAUUAAGUAUGUGCUGCAAAAGGCCUGUGGGCCUCAGUUUUGGACACCGCUAACCUGGAAUGACUCUUAUACCCAGAAUGUGCUCAGCAUUGAUUAAAAUUUCAGUUUAAGUUUA